CCCUCGCGCUCCCGCCAAUCACAGCAGGAACUGCGCUCGCGCUCCGGAGCCCGGACCAAUGAGCUGCGUCGGAGCGGCCUUCGAGGGGCGGGGUGUCCGUUUCCACAGAAGCCGCGGCCGGUUACUAGCCUCGGCGGGCGCCUCGGCGGGCGCGCUCUGGCCACCGCUGCCGGUCCUGGGGACUCCCGGGCUUCUCGCCCCGCGCGCCCUGCCCUUCCUCUCUGGCCUUCUGCUCUCCCCUCUGCACUCUCCGCUGCCGAGGCCGCCCAGGGCAGGACGGAUCUCUCAGGACCUCCGGGCACUGCAGGGAGUGGCGGCUGCGGAUGACGUCACGGCGACGCGCGGAGGCGAGUCCGGCCGGGCUCUGAGUGAGGGAGAACCUGUCCUGCAGUGUGCCAGUGAGAAGCACCUCAGCAGGCUCAGUCAAGACACUGCUAAUCAAAAGACGGAGUUGGAGGCAACACUUAAGGAAGCUGAGUCUGCAUCCUGCUCAGUAGAAUUACUUUUGCCGUUACUUAAGAACACUGUGAAAGGAAUUCACUUAGAAAAUGAUAAUCUUUCUGCGUCCAAUUUAAAGAAGAUUUUUGAACAGAAGGAAAUACUGUCAAAGGAAUUAGACACCUUUAACCGUGUGAAAUUAGCCUUAGAACAUCUUCUUAAACGGCCAGACUGUGAACAAACAGGAGACAACUUAGCCAGCUUGUUGAAGGACCUCAGUGACCAUGAAAGUGAGAACAGUAACCUUAAGAAGAAAGCACUUGAAAAGGAGACCUAUAUCCAAGAACUUUCAUGUCUGUUUCAGAAUGAAAAGCAAAGUGCUUUGAAAGCAAACCGGUUUUCUCAGUCAGUCAAAAUCGUACAUGAUCGUCUACAGCUCCAAAUUCAGAAAAGGGAAGCCGAGAAUGAUAAACUAAAAGAACAUGUACAGAACUUGGAAAUCCAAAUAGCCAAGUGGAACUUGCAGGUGAAAAUGAGUAAACAGGAGGCUGUAUCCAUCAAAGAAGCAAGUAGCCAAAAAGCUGCAGCUCUGAAAAAAGCAUCAAAAAUUUAUAAACAAAGGCUGAAACACUUUACAGGGGACGUCGAACACCUCACUUCCAAAAUUAAAGAGCAGGAAGCCAAGUUGUCUGAAACAGUUUCAGCUUCCAAUACCUGGAAAAGUCAUUAUGAGAAAAUCGCAAUAGAAAAAACUGAACUGGAAGUUCAGAUCGAAACAAUGAAAAAGCAAAUCACUAAUCUUUUAGAAGACUUGAAGAAAAUGGAAACACAUGGGAAAAAAUCAUGUGAAGAAAUUCUUAGAAAACUUCACUCACUUGAAGAUGAAAAUGAAGCCCUAAAUAUUGAGAAUGAAAAGUUAAAGAGUACGCUUGAUGCCUUGAAGGAUGAAGUUUCUUCUGUUGAAAAUAAACUUGUAGAACUGCAAGAAGUAGAAAAACGACAGAAAACCCUCAUUGAAGGAUAUAAAACUCAGGUACAAAAGUUACAAGAAGCAGCUGAAAUGGUAAAAAGCAGAUGUAAAAAUUUGCUACAUGAAAAUAACCUAAUAAUAAAAAACAAAAACAAAAAGUUAGAGAAGGUUGAUGGAAACGAUAGCCUUAUAGCCAAGCUUUCUCUUGAGGAGGAAAAUUACCUCAUUCAGUUAAAGUGUGAAAACCUUAAAGAAAAAUUAGGACAGAUGGAUGCAGAGAAUAAAGAACUUGAGAAGAAGCUGGCAGACCAAGAGGAGUUUCUCAAGCACAGUGACCUGGAGCUGAAAGAGAAGGCUGCAGAGUACACAGCACUGUCUAGGCAACUGGAAGCUGCUUUGGAAGAAGGAAGACAAAAGGUUUCCGAAGAAGUAGAGAAAAUGUCAUCUAGAGAGAGAGCAUUACAAAUUAAAAUACUAGAUCUAGAGACUGAGCUUAGAAAGAAAAAUGAAGAACAAAACCAACUUGUUGGCACAAUGAACAGUAAAGCCCAGCAUCAGGAUUUAUGUUUGAAAGAACUACAGCACAGUCUUGAGAAGUCAGAGAAUCAAAACGAGAGCAUUAAGAAUUACUUACAGUUUCUUCAAAUUUCCUAUGUAACAAUGUUUAGAUAAAUUGUUGAAUUCCACUGAUUGUUAUACUUUAUGAUUUAUAGGUUAUCAGAAUUAGAGUUUGUACAUGAAGAUAUUUAAGAUGUAAUUUAUUAUCUAAUUGAAACUUUAAGAAAUGACUGUUCUUAGUAUUCCUUUGUGGUAGAUAAUUUGCAUUGAACUGUGGUUUCAUUCAUUUUUUUAAAUAUUAAUUUUUAAGGUAUUUUUCUCCAUACAUGCAAAAAUCAGAAUUAUUUUUAUGAACUAUUGAAGUCAAUUUGUAACAAAUCU
This is a messenger RNA of Psammomys obesus (fat sand rat), 2347 nucleotides long. It is a transcript of the gene Odf2l, whose product is annotated as outer dense fiber of sperm tails 2 like. Gene Ontology annotation, cellular component: ciliary basal body; centrosome. NCBI's taxonomy places the organism in Eukaryota, Metazoa, Chordata, Mammalia, Rodentia, Muridae. The transcript is spliced from 16 exons. Gene Ontology annotation, biological process: negative regulation of cilium assembly. The record is from RefSeq and is a predicted model, not a curated record. Bases 59 to 2080 code for a protein of 673 amino acids.